Messenger RNA from Podarcis muralis (Common wall lizard), 945 nucleotides. RefSeq names its product histone H2A type 2-C-like. The record is from RefSeq and is a predicted model, not a curated record. Gene Ontology annotation, molecular function: protein heterodimerization activity; structural constituent of chromatin; DNA binding. NCBI's taxonomy places the organism in Eukaryota, Metazoa, Chordata, Lepidosauria, Squamata, Lacertidae. Gene Ontology annotation, cellular component: nucleosome.
CAUUGUGCGCGCUGUGUGCGGUGCGUGAGAGCCGGAGACGACAGCAUGUCUGGCCGCGGCAAGCAGGGAGGCAAGGCGAGGGCCAAGGCCAAGUCGCGCUCUUCGCGGGCCGGCCUGCAGUUCCCCGUGGGCCGCGUGCACCGCCUGCUGCGCAAGGGCAACUACGCCGAGCGGGUGGGCGCCGGCGCGCCCGUCUACUUGGCGGCCGUGCUCGAGUACCUGACGGCCGAGAUCCUCGAGCUGGCCGGCAACGCCGCUCGCGACAACAAGAAGACCCGCAUCAUCCCCCGCCACCUGCAGCUGGCCAUCCGCAACGACGAGGAGCUCAACAAGCUGCUCGGCAAAGUCACCAUCGCCCAGGGCGGCGUCCUGCCCAACAUCCAAGCCGUCCUCUUGCCCAAGAAGACCGAGAGCCACAAGGCCAAAGGGAAGUAAACCUUGGCUGCCCCCCAAAGGAAAAAAACCCCUCGCUGAACGCUGAACCCAAAGGCUCUUUUCAGAGCCACCCACGUUUUCCAGAAAAGAGCUGAGUCCAGGCAGUUGGUGACUUUGGAAAGCAAGUUGUCUUGUGCUUAGAACGGGAUUCAAAAUAUUCCUACCUCUUAAGGUUAAAUCGCAUAAAUCCGCGAGGAACAAUUGCCAUUCCACCAAGUUAGGUGAAGCUGAGCCUUGUUUUAGUUGUACUUUCCGUGGUUGAGAAGUAUUGGCUGUUCGGGAUAUCAAUAAUGCCCGUUGAUGAACAGCUCUUGGUUCACGCAGUCGUUACCCGCCCCCAUUUUAUAUCUAAAAUACACCUUGUGGUACUCGAACAUAUAAAUAUUAGAAAACGAAUUGGCAUGCCAAGGCAAUCCUCGCUCCGAGGCAUCUGGCUCUGAUGCAGCCUGAGAAAGAAUUACGUAUGUGUAACGCGGGAGCUGACACAUAGUAUUAAAAACUACUCUUUAA